This is a messenger RNA of Lactuca sativa (garden lettuce), 1654 nucleotides long. Its product is annotated as chitinase-like protein 1. Gene Ontology annotation, molecular function: chitinase activity. The record is from RefSeq and is a predicted model, not a curated record. NCBI's taxonomy places the organism in Eukaryota, Viridiplantae, Streptophyta, Magnoliopsida, Asterales, Asteraceae. Gene Ontology annotation, biological process: carbohydrate metabolic process; chitin catabolic process; cell wall macromolecule catabolic process.
UUCCACAUUAAACACCGAGCAUCUUUCAUGAUUCAUACACCCUAACCGAACCCCAUCUGUCAAUCUCCACCGUUCAUUUCCUCACCCUACCCAUUCUUCCAUUGACAGAAAUACUUGAUCUAACACACACAACAUUCCACCUUCAUUGAAUUCGAGGCAAAGGAAAACUACAAGCAAGAUUUUUUGCAUACAAAAAGCAAUUGCAUUUCAAUCAAUUAAACAAUUCAGAUCCUGUGGAGAGAAGUCUCCACUCUCAGUAAGUUGCACAUUCUACUAUCAUGAAAUCGCACAGAUCUCUUUUGUUUUCGGUUCGUAUUUUUAAAACCCUGAAAGGAAACAAAAUUCGUUUAUGGAAAAGAAGAAUGGGGACAAAGAAUAUUUGUCUUUUAGUGUUAUGUUUACUGUUUGUGAUAGCAUCAAUUGUGGAUGCUGAUACUUCACCUGUAACAGUGAAGAAGAUAAAGGGAAAGAAAGUAUGUGAUCAGGGUUGGGAAUGUAAAGGGUGGUCUGAAUAUUGUUGUAAUCUGACAAUAUCUCAAUAUUUUGAUUAUUAUCAAUUUGAGAAUGUUUUCUCAAAGAGGAAUAGCCCUGUGGCACAAGCUGCAGGUUUUUGGGAUUUCAAGUCUUUUAUUAUUGCUUCAGCUAUUUAUCAGCCUCUUGGAUUUGGUACCACUGGUAAUAAGACAACUCAGAUGAAGGAGAUUGCUGCUUUUCUUGCUCAUAUUGGAAGUCAAACUUCAUGUGGAUAUGGAGUGGCAACGGGUGGGCCCACAGCAUGGGGAUUAUGCUACAAUAGAGAAAUGAGCCCUAAUCAAGAUUAUUGUGAUGAGAGCUACAAAUACACUUACCCUUGUGCCCCUGGAGCCGACUAUUAUGGUCGUGGUGCUCUCCCCAUCUAUUGGAACUACAACUACGGAUACAUUGGUGACUGCCUACAUGUGGACCUUCUCCACCACCCUGAAUACAUCGAACAAAAUGCAACUUUAGCUUUCCAAGCUGCAAUGUUUCAAUGGUUGACUCCAUUAAAGAAAGGUCAACCAUCAGCCCAUGAUGCCAUGGUUGGGAACUGGAAGCCCACCAAGAACGACACUUUGUCCCACAGGACACCUGGAUUUGGGCUCACCAUGAACAUCCUUUAUGGUGAACGUGUAUGUGGAAAAGGUGACAUUGAUGACAUGAACACCAUUGUUACACAUUACUUGUAUUACCUUGAUUUAAUGGGUGUUGGGAGAGAGGAAGCUGGGGCCCACGAUGUCCUCACAUGUGCUGAACAGAAAGUCUUCAACCCAGCAGCUCCAAAAAAGGCGGCUUCUAGUUAAAGCUUUGGAUUCUUGAAAUAAUAAUAAAAAAAAUGGUGCCCUUUGAAUGAAUGAAUGUUGGUGUGAAAUGUUUAGGUUGGGGCUUAGUAGUUUGUGAAUGUGAAGCUGGGGAUUGAUGGAUGGAUUGAUUCUUCGGUUUAUAGAUUCAGAAUCGUUUUGUUUCCUAAAUGUUAUUAUUUAUUUUUGUGAAUUUUUGUUCUUUUUUUAAAUGAAUAUUACAGACAAGACUUAUAUAAAUUGGUUUUUGUGUUUGCUUUUUGUAUUAUAAAGAUUGUAAUAAGUUUGUAUGAACGUGUUUCAUGUUAAAUUGUUAAUUGUAAAAUUCUUAUUUGUCA